Molecule: messenger RNA, 633 nt
Organism: Ilyonectria robusta
Lineage: Eukaryota; Fungi; Ascomycota; Sordariomycetes; Hypocreales; Nectriaceae
Exons: 2
Coding region: 1-633 (210 amino acids)
Source: RefSeq, a predicted model, not a curated record
AUGUCUUCUCCUAUUCUAGGAGACAGCCCCUCUCUACAUGAGCGUUCUGAGAGAGAGCAAAUACACCUGAAAGACACACCUCUCGAAAAGCACCAUACUAGUUUUCCAACGAACACUCCCACCGAUCCAAAUCCAGUCGUUCCUGGCGAUGGAGAUAGUCCAGGCCAUGUCGUGCGUGAUCGGGGCCCUCGCUGUCACCAUCAGUCUUCUAGGGGUGAAAAUUGUAGCGAGCAAGGGUGGGGGCCUGAGUUUUUCCCAAACGGUGAAGACCCUGGGACUCCAACUGAAAUGAACAGUCCCACAAGCUAUGAUGCUUUUGCUUCGGGCCCCCAAUCCAAGCCCCUUCAAGGGCCUAGUCAUGGCACCGGCCCAAAUCAGAAACCUCGGGGAAGGCGCAAUGCGAGGAAGUUAGCUCAACCUGCCAGGGAACCUCAAAGUUCAGGAAAGAUCCAAAAGAAGAAGUUAGAGAGGUCGCAAAAACACGGCAACAGCUCAAGAACUACGUCAGGUCGGCCAAUUUCACCAGGGAUACAGAGGGGGCUCGAGGUCUUCCGGGAACAACUAAGACUUCCGGAAAAGCAAAACCAGAGGCGGUUAGAGGCGAGCCAGGGUGAAACGUCCGAGAAGAACUAG